ACUAUGCUAUAUAGUGAGCAGUUAAGCCACAAGUAAACAUUACAGCUUUACCAGAAGGAUAGGCAUGAAUAGUCAUUAGUUUCACAGGAAGGGAGGAAAUUACCCUUUUCCUGAUUUGCCAGGUACUUAAACUUUGUAUUUUCAGAGUGGAUUUCAAUCGAUGAGGUGUUAAUUCAAACAGUGAGGGCAAGGGAACAAUGAAUUAUUAUUUUUUUUUUAAAGAACAAAACUGUAAUAGCUGCAUCCUAAGCUCUGGCCUAUCACCAGACUUCAUGCCAAGUGAAAACCCCAAGACUUCAUUACCUUAUCCUGUUGAAAAAGCACAUGGCAAAACAAAAUGCAAUUUCCAAGUAGAAAAAGGAGAAGACUUGAAAACAAACAAGCUCUAUUAGAAGGAAGGCAGUAGCCAAGUGAAGCAGCUGGAAUCACACUGAAGUCACUCUGAAUUCUGCAGUCACUUCAUUCUUCCUACUGCUACAGAGCUCACAUCCCUAAUCUACAAGUGUUUUAUUCCAAACAACUAAACAAGAAAGCAACUGUGCAACAUGACAUUUGAAGAUUUUGAUAAUUACUCCUAUUUCUACGACCUGUCAGAGGAAGAUGAAUCCCCCCAGUCUUCCCUCAGUGUUGCCCAUAUGAUUUCCCUCUCCUUUUACAGUGUGGCAUUUCUGCUGGGAGUGCCAGGUAACGCCAUCGUCAUCUGGUUUAUGGGCUUUAAGUGGGAUAAAUCUGUUUCUACUCUCUGGUUCCUCAAUCUGGCCAUUGCAGAUUUCAUUUUUGUUCUCUUCCUGCCCCUCUACAUUACAUACGUGGCAAUGGGCUUCCACUGGCCUUUUGGGAAGUGGCUCUGCAAAAUGAACUCAUUUAUUGCACUACUUAAUAUGUUUGCCAGUGUUUUCUUCCUGACAUUCAUCAGUCUUGACCGCUACAUCCGCCUGGUCCACCCGGUCUUUUCCUACAAGUAUCGGACUGUAAGGAACACCCUCAUUCUUAGUGGGAUCAUUUGGAUGUCAGCUGCAGUUAUUGGUGGCCCUGCCUUAUACUUUAGAGACACAGCUACAGUUCUCAACAACGUCACCAUUUGCUACAACAACUUCCACGUGCAUGACAGAGAAAUUAUUUUGCUGACACAUCACAUUCUCAUUUGGGUGAGGCUUGCAUUCGGUUACCUCUUUCCUCUAGUGACCAUGGUCAUUUGCUACUCAUUGCUGAUUGUCAAAGUGAAGAGGAGAACUGUCUUGACUUCCAGCAGGCUUUUCUGGACCAUCAUUGCUGUAGUUGUAGCUUUUUUUGUCUGCUGGACACCAUACCACAUAUUCAGCAUUGUGGAGCUGUCUGCUCACCACAAUGAAAACUUGCAAGACUUACUGCAGGAUGGCAUUCCCCUUUCCACUGGCCUUGGUUUCAUCAACAGUUGCCUAAAUCCAAUCCUCUAUGUUCUGAUAAGUAAAAAGUUCCAGGCCCAAGUCAAGACAACAGUCUCUGAGGUGCUGAAAUUGGCACUGUGGGAGGUGAGCCGCUCAGGAACUGUCAGUGAGCAGCUGUGGAGCUCAGACAACACCCAUGCACCUGUGCACUACUGUGAAACUGCUCAGUGACUGUUCUUGUCACCAUCCUCUCCAAAAUAGCUGACAGGAGGUUUUGAGCUCUUCUUGACUUCACAUCUGCCACUCAGAUGUGCAUCUUUGCAUACACAGUUUUAUGUAAACAGCUGGCUUAAUUGCACUUGCUGCUUUCUUGAAAGGUUAUUAAAGGACACAUAAUCUGGACAUGGUGUACCCCGGUGCACAUGUAGCCUGAACUGAAAGUUGUCAGCCUAAGUGGAAUUGCCCUAACUGCGUUUUUGAUCAGAAAUGUGCUUGUAAUCCUGUUGUUUUGUUGUAGUUUCCUACCUUGCUAAUAUCAAAAGAGCACAUAAUAAAAAUAUUCCUCCUUGCCAUCAUUGAUAACACUCUUGAUCUAGGCAUUCUCAUCCAAGAGGUUGUGACCAUACAUCAAUGGCUCAUGAGUCUCCUGAUUGUCUAGUAUUGCCUUAAGUAGGAAUCACCUGGCUACUUUCCAUCAAAGUGAAGUUACUGGGGGCUCUAGUCUGCAGCUGGAGAAGAAAUUCCAAGACAGAGAACACUGAAUUGCUGCCUUCUCUUGUCAAAAAAGAAAAAUAUGGAAAUGAAACCUGUUUUCUCCCAGCACUCUUUUACCUUAUACUCAAAACUAAGACAGGAGAUCCUGUGUUUUCUGGUCACUUAUUCUUGUGCUUUAGCACCAGUUGGGCACAAAAUACUGAGCAGAUGUUUCACGUAGGUAUUAGUUGUUAUUAGUUAUUAUAUAGUUGUUAUUGUUAUUAUUAUUACUAAUUUGCAAGAACUAGUGAGAAUGUUUCUUACAGAAGCUGAGACUAAAGGCCUCCUACCACACUUGUUCUUUUUUUAUGUUUCAACUUUCAGGCUUAAAGAGGUUUACAGCUGUUGGUUACUCUUUAUUGCUUUGUUAAACAAAGGUAAAGAAAUAAUAUAACAUUUAAUUUGCCUUAAGUCUAGUCUUCUAAACAUGGGCAGAAUGAAUACAACAAUAUACUUUUAACAAGUUUGUAACCAAAUUUGGACUUCUUUGCCAAAUGAGAGGCAAGACAGCAUGCCCAGGAAAUGGAGUCCACUCCCAUUAGAAAGAUGAAGUAGUCCCAGUUAGGCUGCAUCCUGUUCAAACUUGUUGCUUGAUGUAGAAUCACACAUGCUCCAAUGCAAACAUAUAUGCUAAGUGGAGUGGACCAAUUUCUGAUGCAAUAUCACUUAAUUAAAAUGUUAACUGGGGGAUAAAAUUCCACUAAAAGUAAACACAUAAAGCUUUGGGUAAGUUGGGACAGGUUUUUGGCCUUGUUAUUGGUCUAGGUAUAUAGAAUAGAACUGCCUUUCAUAUAGUCUACCUAGUUUCUAUGGCCUGCCAACACACAUAAGUAGCAUUUGCUGUAAUUGAAGCCUUAUUUGUAAAUAUAUUUGCUUUUGUAUAAUACAUAUAUGCAUGCAUGAGCACAUCUAAUGUUGGUAGCUGUACAAAUAGAAACUGACUGUGGUCUGUAACUGUUUCUUUGGGCUCUGAUUUCAGAGUUUAGGAGAGUCAGGCAGAAUCAGUGGAAUUCCAAUGCAUUUAACUUUGGGCUGGAAAGUUGGUAAGCAGCACUUUCCUUGGAGUCAUUUGCUGUCUGGUACAGUGAGUCAUCACAAUAUUUUGGCACUGUGCUGAUGAAUGUGCCAAAACAAUUUUGCAGUUUUUCUUCACAUGUUCCCUGACAUCUUUCUGAAGAUGAUGCAUUAGUUCUACUCUCCUGACUACUCCAAGUGAAGUAAUAAAUUUUUGCUGUUGCCAA
Molecule: messenger RNA, 3361 nt
Organism: Apus apus (common swift)
Lineage: Eukaryota; Metazoa; Chordata; Aves; Apodiformes; Apodidae
Gene: CMKLR2
Product: chemerin chemokine-like receptor 2
Exons: 4
Coding region: 546-1598 (350 amino acids)
Biological process (GO): phospholipase C-activating G protein-coupled receptor signaling pathway; complement receptor mediated signaling pathway; positive regulation of cytosolic calcium ion concentration
Cellular component (GO): plasma membrane
Molecular function (GO): G protein-coupled receptor activity; complement receptor activity
Source: RefSeq, a predicted model, not a curated record